This is a messenger RNA of Acaromyces ingoldii, 1278 nucleotides long. RefSeq names its product acid protease. The record is from RefSeq and is a predicted model, not a curated record. The annotation marks the transcript as partial. NCBI's taxonomy places the organism in Eukaryota, Fungi, Basidiomycota, Exobasidiomycetes, Exobasidiales, Cryptobasidiaceae. Gene Ontology annotation, molecular function: aspartic-type endopeptidase activity. The transcript has a single exon. Gene Ontology annotation, biological process: proteolysis.
CUGGUGGCGGCGGCGACUGUUGCCACCGCUGCGCCCAUGUCCAAGGGCAAAGCGAGCCCGCGCGACUUUCCCCUCGCUCGGCGCACAGACCGCUCGACGCUGUACGGCGACGACCUGGCCGCCUGGGCCAAUGCCCACCGUGCACACCUCCGCAACAAGUACAAGUCCAAGCUCAAGAGCUCGACGAGCAAGCAGCAAGCGGCGAAGCGGGACGCAGAGAAGCGCGACACGGCAGGCGCCGCCACGCUGGUCAACUACCAGCACGACAGCACGUUCUACGCCGCCGUCGCCAUCGGCACGCCCUCCCAGUCCGUCAACCUCGUCCUGGACACGGGCAGCUCCGACAUCUGGCUCGGCCCGUCCAAGUUUGACUCUUCGUCCUCGUCGACGUUCACCAACUCUUCGACGCCAUUCGAGAUCCAGUAUGGCUCUGGCUCCGUUCAGGGCACCCUGGCCACCGACACAUUCACCCUGGCCGGGCACACUGUCGACAAGCAGACGUUUGCCGUCGCCACGGCCGCCACUCCGGGCUUGCUCGACGACACCGUGGGCGGCAUCAUGGGCCUCGGCUUCGAGGCGCUCUCGACGAGCCAGUCCACGCCGUUCUGGCAGGGCGCUGCGUUGGACACGAAUGAGUUUGCCUUCUACCUCGCUGCCGUCGAGUCGCUCCAGCAGCUGCCUGGCUCUGGCUCCGAGACGUACGGCGGCAUCUUCACCCUCGGUGGCACCAACACGUCGCUCUACCAGGGCGACAUCAACUGGUCUGACGUCAUCGACGAUGCCUACUGGCUCAUCACUCUUGGCGGCAUCACCGUCGGCGGCAACACCAUUGAUCUGGAGAGCACAAGCAAGACGGCCGUCGACACAGGCACGACCCUCAUAGGCUGCCCCACCGCCGUCGCCGAGGCCAUCUACGCGGGCAUCCCCGGCUCCUCGGCCAUCUCGUCGAUGGACGGCUACUACCAGUUCCCCUGCGACACGUCGGUGAAUGCGACGAUGCACUUUGGCAACCAGCAGUACACGUUUACCUCGUACGACUUUGUCGGCCAGGCUCUCGACUCGGCGGGCGAGAACUGCAUGGGCGUCUUUUUCAGCCUCGGCAGCGACGCCAACGACGAGCUGCAGUACAUUCUCGGCGAUGCCUUCCUCAAGCAGGUCUACACCAUCUUUUCCAACACGGCCAGCACAGCCCAGGUCGGCUUUGCCAGCCUCGCCGAUGGCCUCUCGAGCCACACGACGUCGACGACGGUGGACCAGGUGCAAACGGCAUCGACGUCG